UGGGACGGGCCGUCUGCGGGGCCCGGGGGGGGAUCCGGCAGGGUGCGUCCCUACCGCCGGAACCUUUCAGGGGUCGCAGUUUGUGGCUGGGUGCAGGUGGGAAGGGCCGCCCUCGCGUCUCCGGGCACGAUCCCUUGCUGCUCACCUCGCCCCGCGCCGCCCCGACGCCUCGAGAGAGUGCUGGUCCCCCCACCCCCGCGCCGGGGGAGCUCACACGGUGAUGCUCAGAAUAAAAACACGAAUUUUAAAGACUCGACUUUCUUUUGUGUGCUCAGUGCCUGCCAGGGAGACGCUGUGCUGAAGGAUGCCUUUUAGCUGAUCAUUGUACUAAUGGGAAGGAGUCCAGGUCAUCCUGAGAAGAGUUGGCUUGUGCAGAGUCCAAGAUACAGCUUUGUUGGAUUUCUGAACCCGGUGGCCUUAGUCCUUCAGGUGGAACAGCUUGCGACAUGGGAAAGAAAACCAAGCGGACAGCUGACAGUUCUUCUUCAGAGGAUGAGGAGGAGUAUGUCGUGGAGAAGGUGCUAGACAGGCGUGUAGUUAAGGGGCAAGUGGAAUAUCUACUGAAGUGGAAAGGCUUUUCUGAGGAGCACAAUACUUGGGAACCCGAGAAAAAUUUGGAUUGUCCUGAGCUAAUUUCUGAGUUUAUGAAAAAGUAUAAGAAGAUGAAGGAGGGUGAAAAUAACAAACCCAGGGAGAAAUCAGAAAGUAACAAGAGGAAAUCCAAUUUCUCGAACAAUGCUGAUGAUAUCAAAUCCAAAAAAAAGAGAGAGCAGAGCAAUGAUAUCGCUCGGGGCUUUGAGAGAGGACUGGAACCAGAAAAGAUCAUUGGGGCGACAGAUUCCUGUGGUGAUUUAAUGUUCCUAAUGAAAUGGAAAGACACAGAUGAAGCCGACCUGGUUCUUGCAAAAGAAGCUAAUGUAAAAUGUCCACAGAUUGUGAUAGCAUUUUAUGAAGAGAGACUGACAUGGCAUGCAUAUCCUGAGGAUGCGGAAAACAAAGAGAAAGAAACAGCAAAGAGCUAAAGGAGGGGGUGGUCUCUGUCAUUUCUCUUUGUAUAUAAUACAUUCACCUCCCUGCCUCCUCUUCCUUCUGCCCACCCCCUUCUAUCCUAAACACAUCCAUAAAAAAUGUGCUUAUCACUGUGCUCCACAGGAGAAAUGUUGGUAUUGGUUCUCUUGUAACAUAACUGAUGGUCUGAUUCAUGAUAAGUGUCUCUCUGUGAAGACCAGGCAUUUACAUACUGUGUGUAAUUCCCACACUUUUUUCCUUUGCCCUGAUCUCUUCCUUCUGCUCCCCUGUGACCUCAAGAUGAGUUUUAACUUUUUAAUCACCUUAGAGUCUUGAUCUUUUCAGGGUUGGUUCCUUUUUAGAUUGGGGGAUUUUGUUGUAAUGAUGAUGAAUUUUGGUUUCUUGCUUUGGUUCUUAGAACAUGUUGAUGACCAGUUAGCUUUUGUUUUGAGAUGUUGGGAUGGAAAAGAUGUUCCCAUCUUUUUAAAAAGCCAAUAGCAACUGCCUACCUGUUGGGGCUUUCCCAACCUCAUUCAGCUCUACCCAGUAGAAUACAGGGUUCCUGGUGUGGUCCUCUGGGCCACCCUCUGUUGUUUAUCCCCACUCAUCCUCCCAGAAUAGCUCCAUCCCUUGGAGGACUUGAAAUUUUACACUCAUAUUUGUUAAGGCGCUCUUAGCCCCAGGACUUUUGGCCUUGCUUGUUAGCAAUCCCUGAUUCUGCUUCUGCAAGGUGGUAUAGUCUGUCAUAAAAUGACAAGAUUAGGAACUGCGGAGAUUUUUUAGCUAUUUGUACAUGAGGAUGAUGGGGUAGGAUACAGUUGUCUUUAUGAUCACAUGUGGUAUAUAUGAAUUUUUCUUUCCAUCCCUCACAUUUGGACUCUAUAUUUAUGUAGGUGUGAGUGACUGCCUGGUGCUUGCUUGUGCCAAGGUGCUAGGCACCCUCCUGCCCUGCCAGCUUUUGUGGCCUCCCAAAGCAUUCCUGGUACCAAAGAGGCUUCAGACCUGACCCUCACUUCUCAGUGGACCCAAGUUUCCCCUCCAUGCCAUUAUUUUCAGUGGGGAGUUCUUGGAGGGGAGCCCUUGGCCACAGUAUCAAUUUUAAGUAUUCAUAGCAUUUAUAGUCAUAAAUUUUCUGCUUUGUUGACUCCUGGAUUUACCACCAAGAGUCUCCAAAGUAUUAUUGCUCUUCCGUUUUUCCACCCUCAAACUCACAGUUGUAUUUUAUUUUUCAAAAUACAUUUUUGUGGAAGACUAUCACCUCAGAGAUACAGGCCCUGGCAUUAGCAUGUUGACACAACCUUUUGUCCCUAUUCAGAAUAUUUCCCUUUUGGCUUUCUCCUGCUUUGCCAUUGUAUUGAGAGAUCAUUAUCUGAUCUUCUGUUUCCAUCCGUGACCCCAAGAAAUGCCCUACUUCUCUUUAGCCAUUUCCUUUUAGUUGGGGGGGGGGGGUGGCUAGAGAAUCAAGACUAAAAAGUAAGGAAAUAGCAGGAUCGUGAGCCUCUAUGUCCCGGUCCAAAGCUGAGGAAUUAAGAAUAAAUGCUUGAAAUAGCCUUAACUCUAGAGUUCACUAGCCACUGAGGUGGUUUUUGUUGUGCUUUUGAUUUUUAAAACAUAUAGCUGUCUGGCCAGGAGCAUUCAACUAUUUCUAGAUUAUUCAGAGUAAUCAGGGGAAUGGAUAGAUUGCUCCAGUCCACAGAUGAGCUGAAUAAUAUGCAAAUCAUAUACCCAUUCAUAGCAUUUGUUACCAUUGCUUUCCUGCUCAGCUGCUGAUUGAAUUCUGUGUGCUUGUAUAAAUUAUGUCAAAAAUUAUACUGCACAGUUGAGAAGACAGCUGUUGCUGCAGUGACAUGACAGACUGGAACAAUGAAGCUUUUGGUUUAAGUCAUCCAGGAAAAUCCUUCUGAAUGGUAAUGUGAUUGGGUGAGAACUCCUAACCCAUACCUCAAGUGGGUAGGAGUUUUUAUCUCUUUCUUUACUCUGGAAGAAUUCAAGGCCUAGAUAAUUGACAGUUGAUUAGUACUUAAUCUGAUGGGCAUCUGAAAGAAAGAAAGGAUGGUCAGGAAACGGAUUUGUCAUACAAGUAGCCAAGGAUAUAAUUAGGGUAGACAAGAAUAAGUCAGAAGUAGGCCAGAGCCCCUGAGGAGGGGAUCUGGGCCUGUUGAUUUGCAGGUGGAGAAAAUGACAGCUUAUCCAUGGAGCCGGUGUGUGUCUCCCAGGAACAGUGGGCCUAUAAACUACAGUGAGACUAUUUUUCAGACCAAAAUCAACAUGUGGACAAAGAACACAAAAGAAUUAGUUUAUGCUGAGAUUGGUUCUGAGAAACCUGGGGCACGUGGUUGCCAUGGUUAUAGGUGAUAUAUAAGACAUUUAUCAAAAUCUGAUUUUCUUUUAACAAAGGAAUUGCCAUCUACUGCUCAUCAGCUGUUUAAUACCUUACUCUUCACUCCAUCUUUUCUGUUCACAGUUUAUUGAAUCAUGGUCUUGUACUGAAUGCUGCCAGAACAAUUGUUGUUUUCUCCCUGCCUACCCACAUUCUAUAGGAAUUCCUACAUUCUAUAGGAACGUAGGGAGCCAGAGGCCAGAAUUCUGACUUGAGCCCUCAGCAAAAGGAAACCACAUACUGGCCUGUGCCUCUGGCAUUUGUUAGUGCUGAGUAGCUAUCCUGGCCCUUGCAGAAUUGCAGCCUCAGAAGGAAACCUAUUUUCAUGGGGCUUUCUCCUCAGAAGGAAGUAGCCCUGGGCUAAAUAGGCACUCCUAAACAUCUAGGUCUCCGGUGCUCAAGCAUGCUUUCCCUGUUUUUACUUAGUCUUCUUUCAAAACAUCUUUCUAAUGCUGAAUUUCUUUUAGUAAUCACCUUUCAAGGAUCUCACUUUCCACCGUAUAGGUAACAGAGCCCUGCCCAGCAAAGUUGACCAAGGUCAGUGUAGCUGCUUUUCUGAGCUCUGCACUGGGCCAAAGCCCUCAUGUUAGGAUUAGCUGUUAGGAACAUCAGCCUUGAUGGAAGCACCUGUUUUUAACCUGGAGAGAGCCAUAUCAUUUUUCCUCCCACAGUCCAGUUUUGGUCUGUUCAAGGAAGCUCUUGGGCCUCUGGUGUUCCUUAAUAUGAAUCUAGGCGGUCCUUGGCUGUCCCCCAGCCAUGGCCGUGUACUGCUUUUUGUUGGUGAUGAAAGGUUAGUUAGUCCUGUUUCCGUAGCUAGGGCAGUUAGGUUCUUCUUAACUCUCUUUGUUCCUGUUCUGUAGCUGUCCUGCAGUCCAUUAUCCUUCUGUUCAGGUCAGAGCCUAGGGCUUUUGGGAAGGUGCUUGGGAUUUUCAUCUUGUGAUUUUGUUGGAUCUGUGUUUGGUCCAGCUCACCUAAGGUACAGUAAGGGGUCAGAGGGAUCUAUCUUGUGUCUGGGCUGGGGAGCAGUUGUCUUUGCCCAAUACUGCUUCCCAAUGACAUGAGAACCACAAGCAUGGUUAAG
Nyctereutes procyonoides (raccoon dog) is the source of this 4469-nucleotide messenger RNA. It is a transcript of the gene CBX5, whose product is annotated as chromobox 5. Lineage: Eukaryota; Metazoa; Chordata; Mammalia; Carnivora; Canidae. Gene Ontology annotation, cellular component: nucleus; pericentric heterochromatin. The record is from RefSeq and is a predicted model, not a curated record. The coding region runs from base 447 to 1022 and encodes 191 amino acids. Gene Ontology annotation, molecular function: chromatin binding. Gene Ontology annotation, biological process: chromatin organization; negative regulation of transcription by RNA polymerase II. The transcript is spliced from 6 exons.